AUGUCACCAAUUUUAGUGGAUAGGCAGUGUGGCUCAGCGUACAACCGGCAUGCUGAAAUUUCGGAUUGGUGCCCUGUACGCGUGCACAGCACAAGGCACCUCGUAAGCGCAGGCAUCACACCUGCAACGACGCCGUCCGAUCGUUUCUUCCUUUUGACGCAUGCAGGGAGAUCCCAAGUCAAGGCUCUACUAGCUUCAGCAGAUCAUGGGAACCUUCUAGAGGGAGCGCCAAAUCUGAAAACCCGAUUUUUGGAGCCGCCUCUAGCUGCAUCAAAUAGUGAGGACAAGGGACCGCAACAGACCUCUCAGCAGUAUCGCUAUUCGACAGGGUCAGGCGGUGCAACCGCAUUCCCUCCUGCAGGCGAGAGAGAUCAGGAAACCUGGGCACGACGUGAAGAGCAGGCAGACGACGAUGACGACGGGCGACUCCCUGAUGCGUGCGUUCAGUUGGACGAGCCUUUUCUUCUGCCACUGCUUUUGAGAUUUUUAGGCGUCUCGAUGUAUGGGCGGCUAUGUUGUGUGAGCAAAAGCUUGAAGGAGGCAUGCGAAGGCCGAUGUCGCAAAACUGCGACUGCGGCGACGUGGGGAGGUCCAGGAGGGCUGAAUCAAGACCCAAGAGACGGAGCGGGCGGGUUACGGCACCUGACUUUGCUCGCUGUAGACGAGGAAAAGAGUUCCGCUCAACCUGUAUUCAAUUCUCAUCGAGGCACAACCUCGUACGCUCCGGAGAAUUCGACGAGUUCCUCCUCCAUCAUAUGCGACGAUGCUUUUUUUCACGAGAAUGGGGAUUUCUGGCUUACGUUUCUGCGAGAUCAUUUCCCUGGGUCAUUCAACGAAGAGCUGGAACUGCUGGAAAGCUCCAGACAUCUUGCUCGAGGAGGGGGCACUGCUGGAGCUGUCGGAGCUGUGGCAGCUCGGCAACUGCUUCGAACGGCCAAAGUUGCGAGACAGCACGCACAACAGGUGGCUCGUCAAGUUGAGCUGCUGCGGCAGAGCCGUGAGCGUGAAGAAAUGGUUGCUGCACAGCGGUUGCGACACGAACAGGACCAAGCCCAUGCCCACCUGGUGGAGCUUGCGGAUGGCGCUACUGUGUGCCGGGCGCGGAUGCACUGUGACGUGUUUGAGCCGACCCAGAUGACUGGUGCGCCUCCAACGCUUCGCACUGCUGGGGACUCGGCGGCUCCCGACUCUGACAUAGGGAGCGGCAGAGACACAGCAGAGCCAGAGUGCAAGUAUCGGAAGAUCUUCCGGUCGCCCGCGACAUUCCUUCCACGCAGCUGUUCUGUGGAAAUCGCUUCGUCUGCUGCCGAGAAUGUUGGGAAUGACGUUGGCAGUGGAGAGACAUCCCAUCAGGCGGGAUCGGCUGUCCCUUCGUUUGCAAUGACGGGCGUAUGUCCUCUCGGACAGAGCGAUGAUUCGAGGGGCCCUCCUGCUGACGAGCGAUCUCUGGGCGCGAGAGACGAAACAUGUGCAAAGGCGCCACUGCUGACAGUUGGCUUGAAUAACUCUCCACAAUGCGCCGCCGUACGGCAAGGCCAGACACGGCCGCGAAACGAUGAAAGUGACGGGACUGAGAACGGCGCGUUUGAUGGGUGGAGGAUUGGAUCACCAUCCGUAACGAUGUCGGGGAACCGUGGAAGCCUUUUCGCGGAGAGUGCCCGAGUGACCGCUAUCGGUUUGUCAGGCAGUCCUGCAGUUGUGGGAAGACGAGGGACAAAGGCACAGUCGGCAACGGGUUUGCAGGAUCAGCUGCCGAAAGAUCAAGUAGAGCUGCGGUCCAAGACGGAGGUUAAGGCACCGCUAGCUGCUCUCUGGAGGGAAGGAUCAAGUCGCGGAUCCGGGCGACCCUAUAAAACGGAAGAAGACAUCGAUCCUCUUCUGCUCUGUGUGUCUGCGCGCUUGACCUGCAUGAUCCUGGUGACAUCGUCUAAGACUGCAGAAAAAUGGCGCCAGCUUGAUCUCAUUGUCGGAUGGCUCUGGUUCCAGCGCAACGUGCUUCGGCGGAUGACUCUCUCUCAGCUAAGGCGGUGGAUGAUAAAACGCCGCAUGCCGAGAGAAGCUAGUCCUUUCUUACUAAAAGACGCACCUCGAGCGAGAAUCAGCUGUUCAACGGGCGAGUUGAUUGAGCUGCCAGAUCAGGUGGAGAAAAGCGGGGAUCACAUCGCAUGGAAGAUGACAACCAAGAACUGGGAGCUUCUGUACGAGUCUGUUCAACUGGAGAUGGGCUACAGAGCUAGAAUGCUUGCCGAAAAGCUCUUUCAGCGACACCAGGGGCAUAUUGACGACGUGGGGAAUCUCAUCGAGGACCGUCUUGCACUGGAGCAGCAUCUUCUAUGCCUUCCGGUGUUUUGCGGCGAUGUGCCCCGACAAGCCACUACUUGUGGAUCCCAGCCAUUUCCGGCGCGGGUACCCCCAUGGAGGAAAUGUGUUUCUCGGUUGCGCAGCCUUUUUAAAGGAGCUUUCUCACUUCUGCAGGGGCUAAACGAGGCCUGGGACGACUACGAAGAAUGGGCUGAGAUGACGUGCCAAGCCCUGGACUGCUUGGACUUCCGCAUCACACAGGAAAGGGAGGCAUGUGACCAACGGUGGCCACACACACCGAAUCUCGGGGAUGUCGCGAAGCUGCAGUUCCGGACCUUCUGCGUUUUCGACUCCCGGUUGAUGCACUGCAUCUGCGCAAGCGUCUAUGCUCUUAUUCACGAGCUCGAGGAACAGCGUAGUCGGUCAUCCGCAAUCGUCUCGGGUUGGUUGACGACCGCCUGGUCGUCGACAAGCCAUCACGCCGAGAUGGCGGGGGCUGCCGCUCGGCCAGUCGAUGCCAGCUCCGGCCUGGCUGAAACGGCUAAUUUUCCGCAGGAAACACGCGUUGCCACGCGCGAGACAACGUUGUCAAGAGCCCGCCGAGCCAGUACUGUGGAACUUUUUGAAGCAUCGAUGCAGCGACUGGACGAGUUGGAUGUGGCGGAUGACGGCUUGAGCUCACGCCCGACGAGAGAAGAAUUCCAGAAGUUUAUUGUGACGCCCAUCAAGGGGACCUCUAGUCGCUUGUCGAACGCCGCGUGGUGUUGUCCGUAA
Molecule: messenger RNA, 3075 nt
Organism: Besnoitia besnoiti
Lineage: Eukaryota; Apicomplexa; Conoidasida; Eucoccidiorida; Sarcocystidae
Exons: 8
Coding region: 1-3075 (1024 amino acids)
Source: RefSeq, a predicted model, not a curated record